Messenger RNA from Zingiber officinale, 1437 nucleotides. RefSeq lists its product as uncharacterized. Lineage: Eukaryota; Viridiplantae; Streptophyta; Magnoliopsida; Zingiberales; Zingiberaceae. Bases 578 to 1231 code for a protein of 217 amino acids. The record is from RefSeq and is a predicted model, not a curated record. The transcript has 2 exons.
UGUUCCUCUCACACGUAAUCACUUUCUAAUCUCAAUCUAAUCUCAUCUCUUCACUCUCGACUCUCGAGAUCCAUCUCAGAUCUGAAUUCCGGACGCAGAGCUAUUCUGUCGACGAAGAUCAAGAUGUUGUUCUUAUUGUUGUAAAAGAUUGCCUUUUUUUUUCUGUUUUGUACAAUCAAGUCAGCAAGGUUAUGAGCAGUAGAGUAAAUUUCGAUCCUUCUUAACGCUGCUUUGGUUGUGCUUAAUUUGUCUUGCUGGUGCUAGUGAUAUGGGAUUUUUUCCAUGGUGUGAGAAGUCAGGGAAAAGAACUAUCAGAAAUGCCUUACUUAGAACCCAUCACCUGUCUCUCCUCCUUUCUCCUGUUAUCUCCUUUUGGGAUUGCAUCUUUCGCAAAAUCAGAUACUCCUUCAGACCUGAAUGCGUGUAGGAUUACAGUUUCAACUGAUUGACUACUUAUUAACUUUGAGCAAAUUUAGCAUAUAUUAGUUUGUUGUUAGAUUCAGCAAUCAAUCUUCUGUCAUACUAGAGGUUUUUUUAAGGCAUAGUUUAAGUUUGGUGUAUCUGUGGGAUAAUAAGAAUGGAGAAAGUAAGAUGUGGUCAGGCAAAUCCAAUGUCAAAGAAAGGGAAAAAGAAGCAGGUGAAAGGCGAGCUAGAUCGAAUGAAGCAGGCUGAGAAGAAAAGGAAACGUUUAGAGAAAGCACUUGCAGCAUCUGCAGCCAUACGGUCUGAGCUAGAAAAGAAGAAACAAAAGAAACUAGAAGAGCAGCAAAGGCUCGAUGAGGAAGGUGCCUCAAUUGCUGAAGCAGUUGCCCUUCAUGUUCUCGGGGAGGACACUGAUGAACCCUGUCACUUUGCAAUGAACCAUUCUGCUCGGAACAACUGUUGGAAUUAUUCAGGCAAUAUUGAUCUGUUCAUGGGUUAUGAAAGCUCCGGAAAACAUUGUUUAGAUGAUCUAAAUCAGGCAAGCAGUGCGUAUGAGCCUGUGUGGAAGUGUAACAGGCUGGGCAAUCAGUCAGUAUGUCCACCUCAAACAUAUACGAAAGGUCGUCAAUUAUCACCCCAAGAAGGAACAAGUCAAGUAACUGAUUUUUCCGUAGGUCUCUUGGCAGCUCAAGCUGUUUCAUCACUGCAAAUUGCAGAAGAUCCAAAUUGUGCUCGAUUUUCUGGACAAGGCACAACAACUGUUCUUAUUAAUAAAAUGCUGGGAGGCCGCAGGUUGCAACAAUGGUAAAAAAAAGUUGAAAUUUACAAGACACGGCAUUUUAUUGUGAUAAGCCUGUAUAUAGCUACAACAUGUAUCUUCUCUCUGGAAAACAUACAUUCACCUUCCACUCGGUGGUUAUGUAUUGCAAACCGUGUGCGUGUGCAGUUCUAAUCUUUUAAGUAGCUACCUGUUUGGGUGAGAUUUUCCAGUUUUAUGCAACUAAAAUUAUCUGA